Etheostoma cragini (Arkansas darter) is the source of this 4684-nucleotide messenger RNA. RefSeq names its product neurabin-1-like. Lineage: Eukaryota; Metazoa; Chordata; Actinopteri; Perciformes; Percidae. Gene Ontology annotation, cellular component: actin cytoskeleton; cytoplasm; dendrite. The transcript has 19 exons. Gene Ontology annotation, molecular function: actin filament binding. Gene Ontology annotation, biological process: neuron projection development; actin filament organization; calcium-mediated signaling. The coding region runs from base 237 to 4415 and encodes 1392 amino acids. The record is from RefSeq and is a predicted model, not a curated record.
GCAAGAUCUAACUGAAUGCACACAGGUGAAUAUUCACACAAAGCUUACCUCUGAGCCCAGGAGAACCUCUGCCAGAGUGAUAUCGGCUUUCACAGCAGAUGGCAACGCUGGCAAAGAUGCUGGAAGACAGGUAAAGGAGACUUGCAGUGGUGAUGGUGAAUCAAUAUCUUAAGACCACCUGAUACCAAUGGAGUUUCUAGGGCCUGCCUUCACCAUCCCCUGCUAUCACCAAUUAGAUGCAGUAUUACCUCUUAAACCCCACUAAUAUCCUGCAUAUUUCUUGCCUUAUUGCUACCAUUCCCCUGUUCCAGCACGUCUUUAAACACUAUCUAGCUGCUUGCCCGGGUGCCUCCAUUAGCUGUGAAAAGCUCCUCCAGUUUUUUUUCCCUUCUAUGAACCUCCAUUCCCAGAUGAUGCGGACGGAUAUUAAAGGCCGAAGCGCCUCGCCUCACAGGAUAACCUACAAGUCUGACUUCCACGCCAUCAAAUGUUCAUUUGACACUCCGACCGGUCUACAACCAGCGACCACACCUGCUGCUGACCUGCACUCUGCUGUGCACCCAACCAGGCUGCCAUCCAGCCUGUCAGAUCCAAUGAUGUCCGACAGCAGCACCAGUGGCAUCACAGGCAGCAGAGGAAGGGUCCACAGCACCAGGGGGACCAAGAUCCGAGACAACAUCUUCCUGCAAAUGGACAACCAGCAGCUGAAACCAGAUGGAGGUCCGGUGCAAAGUUCUGGCUCCACACCCCUCCAAAUGUCACCUUUCCCUGCAUCCAGACGUUCAGUCGUCAUGUCCUCGUCUGUUCUGAGCCCCACGGGCAACAUUUCUCUUACAGAAUCUUCCCUGCAGGAUAAAUCAAGCAGAUCAGAGGACAUUGACAGAGCUGCUCUGGCUCAGAAGUUCUCUAUCACCAGGAUGUUGUUUGAGACCAAGGUUAUGGAGGUUGGUGGUGGUGGAGAGCAGGUUUUGAAAUCUAGGGGAAGCAAGGUGGAUGGGAAAGAAGAAGGGGAAGAGGGGAUAGUAGGAGCCACCCAGGGGGAAAAAGAGGGGGGUUGCUUUGAUAAAGACAAAUCCAUGAACCUACCCAUCAUAAAUGUUUCCUUGCCGAAGCCUCCUCCACAGGCCUCACUGACAAGGCACCCAACACCUGUCGUAUCUGAUGGCCCCGCUGAAUCAUCCUGCAAAUCUCCCUCCUAUCCUGACAGACAGGGUCAAACUACAGAAUCACAAACAGUGGAAGAGAGGACGGCAAGUGAAACUCCUAACCUCUUCUUGACUCCUGAGGAGCCAGUGAGGGCGGAACUAGUUGACGUAAAGAACGGGUCAUCAGAAAGUGAUGAGAACGAGGAAGAAAAGGAGCGGAAAGAGGAUAAAAACUGGCAUAAGGAUGAGGUGGGAAAGUACAUAAAGAGGGUUGUAGGAGAAUGUGUGCAGGAGCUAGUGGAUGAUGUUUUUGAAGAGCCCAGCAUGGAAACACCUGGACCUUGUAUGGGGGAAAACAGAGUGGAAAUGACAGCAAGAAGAGGUGGGCCAGAUGUUCCCUCAGAAGACCACCAGAAGGAGUCCGCAUCAGCCAGCAUGUCAUGUCAAAGAGAGACUAUGGAAGGCCGGGAAGGUGAAAGAGACAAGUAUCAGCUGGUGGAUGAAGAGUGGGAGGGUGAAAGGGAGGGGCAGAACACCCAGUUCAUUGCACGGGCUGAAGAGUCAACAAAAAAGAGGGACAACAGUAAGAAAAAGAUUGUGGAAGAAAGUGCUGGAAGGACAGAGAGCAACAUGAUGCAUGAGGAGAAUGAUGACAGGGAAGUUGAGCAAUUCAGUGUGGGAAAGAGGAUAGGUGGAGAAGAAGAAGAAUGCAAAAAGAGGCAAGAGAAGGAAAGAACUGAGGGGAAAAGAGGUUCAGCAUCCGAGCUGCAAGAGGAGAUGAAGAGCAGAGGAGGCAGUGAUGGAAAGGAUGAAAUCAGAGGGGGCAACGAGGACCAGGCAGGGUCUGCACUUAUCUCUGGGAUUGAGAACGAUGCGUUUGUGCAUGAGCAGGAAUCCCACUCUCACCCAGAGCAUCCGAGUCAGGAAUGGGAACACUCUUUACAUGGAAAUCUGCUUUCAUUGCAAUAUGAGGAAAUUCCCGGUGUGCCUGAACUGGCCGACCAGGAGGAGGAGGAGGAAGCAGAUGAAGUUGCAAAGAGAAAAGUCCGGUUCACAUCAGCACCAAUCAAGGUGUACAGCACUUACUCUAAUGCAGAGUACGACAGACACAAUGAGGACAUUGACCCGGUGUCCGCCUCGGCUGAGUUUGAGCUGGAGAAGAGAGUGGACAGGAUGGACGUCUUUCCAGUGGAGAUAGAGAAGGGAGAAGAGGGCCUGGGCAUCAGUAUAAUAGGAAUGGGUGUAGGAGCAGACCAGGGACUGGAAAAACUGGGAAUCUUUGUCAAGACAGUCACUGAAGGAGGAGCAACACACAAGGAUCUAAGGAUUCAGGUGAAUGACCAGAUAGUGGAGGUUGAUGGGGUGAGUUUGGUUGGAGUGUCCCAGCUGUUUGCAGCCACAGUGCUCAAGAACACGUCAGGCCGAGUCAGGUUUUUGAUUGGCCGAGAGAAGGCGGGCGUGGAGAGCGAGGUGGCGCGCCUGAUCAACGAAAGCCUGGAGAUGGACAAAACCUCCAAGAGGGGAAUAGCAAGCGGGGACGAGGGUAAUGACUGCAGCAUGCCAGAGAGGUCAGUUGCAGAGGAAGAGGAGGAUGAAGAGGAAGGCAUUUCUGUUCUUUUUGGUCUGGACAACUACCAGAUUAGCCUCAAAUACCAGCAGCUUCAGUCAAAACUACGGAACCGAACAACCCAACUUCUCCACGCUAGAGAAAAGUUAAAGGCAUGGGAGAAGCAGCAGGCCUGUUGGGAGAGCCAGAGGAUGGAGCUGGAGCAAAGGGUGGAAGAUGGAGAGGACAAAGCUGACAAACUAGAGAAGUACUGGCAAGAGGCCCAGACACUGUGCAGGGUUGUGAGCCAGCGACUGGCUGAUGCCCAGAGCCAAUCAGAAAGCUUGGAGAUCAAAUACAACAAAGCUAAGAGACUGGUCAGAGAAUACCAGAGCAGUGAGGAGGAAAGGGAGAACAGAGAAGCAGAGCUGAGAGGACAAAUGGUGGAGAGAGAGAAGCUGCACAAAGAGACGGUUGAAAGACUACAAAUCCAGAUGGCACAGCUUGAGGUGAAAGAGCCUGCAACUGAGAGACAGAACCACUCUGUGGACACUUCAGUCACAGACUGGCAUCUUCCAGUUCCUGACUCGGUACGUCUCGACUCCAGCGCUCACAAAGCCAGAGCUCAGCUGGCCCAGAAGUCCAAACGCCACCCCCCCUCCCGAGACAAACUCCGGGAGAGCUUCAGAAAGCAGGAAGAUGAAGUUGAGACACAACAGGAGAGCGAGUCCCUGUCUGCGGCCCCAGUGACACAAAGGAGCAGCAGAAGCGACCUGUCCAGCGCCUCGUCUUUCUCAGCCCUCAGUCCUCAACCUCCCAGCAGCUCCGUCUUCACUCCGCCUCCCAUCUACAUCACGGACACCGUCACUCCCUCAUCACGCAAAUCCUCCACAUCCAGAAAGUCCAAAAAGAAAUUUCCCGACUUCAGUGGCCUUCGCAAGUCUCUCAGCAAAAGGAGAAGCGAGAAACUCAGCAAAAGUUCCAUGAGCAGCAGGGGGUCGUGUGGUGACCUGGUGGAUGAGCCCGCUGGGGUUUCUCCGUCAGAUUCAGUCACCUCCAUGCCGUCUUGCCUGCACUUCCCCUGGUUCGCAGAGCGAGGGCGAGAGAAAGACGUGGCCGCUGAGCAAGGCAGGGAGAGACUCCGCUCCGUGUCCAGCAGCAGCUUACCGUACCUGACCACCACCGGUAGACGAGAUCAGAGUAUCGGCUCUCCAGUGGACAGCUCCAGCAUGGUGGGUCACGUCUCUGUUCUCUCCGGACACUCUCACACUUUCACCUUUUCCUCCACUGAGACGUUGGACGAUGACCCAGUUCCCAGCAACAACAACCACCAUUGGCGGAGUGGACCCGUCUCGGAGUGGAACAACCACCAGGUGUGUCUGUGGUUGGCCGCCAUGAACAUGGACGAGUACGCGUCGGCGUUCGCUGCCAGAGGUGUAGACGGGCCACAGCUGCUCAACAUGGACAGCGAGACACUCAAGGCGCUGGGGGUGUGCAGUCAAAGUGACCGCUCAGCCCUCAAGAGGAAGCUGAAGGAGAUGAAGAAAAGAGAGGAAAAAGAACGGAGAGGAGAGAAGAGGCCCAAAGAGGAAAAGGAGAAAGCGAAGAACACCGUUUUGGAGGGUGAAGACCAAGAGAAAGUGAGGGUGAUGAUGAUGAUGAUGCAGUCUGUAAAAGAUGCCAGACUCAGUGGCAAAACCAUAAGAACUGAGUCUCUCAUAUGAAAGAAGAGAGGCAAUGUCUCAGAUCCACCACCAGCAUGAGGGCGUGUUUGCAGCCUUAACACGCACAAAAAUACACUUGAAACAACGUCUAUGUAGUUAAUAGAAACGGAUAGAUCUACUGCACCCAUCCUCAUGUUCCCAUCUUAAAGCCUAGCUUUAGUUUACAGAAGAAACCCGGUUAUAAUUGCUAGGUCUUUGGAGCAGAGUCAAGCACCGAAGUUCCCCCUCACAGCAAAUGGUCCUUUCUGUAUUUAUGUACAUGUUGAGUG